AAAAAAGAUAGGAAAAGUACAAUUCCUCACAUUCAAAAGUCAGAGAAAGUUAGGUAUAUUAAUAGGUAUUCUCAGUGUCUGUCGGUAUUUGCUAGAGUGUCUAAGAGGUAUUUUUCAAUAAAGAAUUCUGAAGAAUCAUUGAAAUCAUUGAAAAUGGCCGAUCCAGUCUCAACAUGGGCAAGUGAUAGAAAAGAAACCAUAAAGGAACUUCGACAACUUGGGGAGAACAUGAAUGAACAUGCUAAGAACGCGAAAAUUGCAAGUGCUGUCGGGGGUGGAACAAGUGUUGCAGCCGGUUUAGGUGCGGCUGCAUGUUAUUUUAUAGCACCUUUCACGUUUGGUGGAUCCCUUGUUCCUGCAUUUGCACUUACAGGAGUUGCUGUUGCUGGCGGAGUAACAUCAAUUGGCGCAACCAUAACCAAUCAUUUUAUAGAGACAUAUACAUUGGUAGUGUUCAGGAAGCUUUAGAUAAGGAUAGAGUAUCGUUUGAUGCACUGAAAAAGGCUGUGGAUAAAGCUAAUGAAAUAUCGUUAACAGAAGGAAUAAAAUGUGGUGUUAAGAUUGGAAAGAGCAUUCCUGGUGGUGUCAGUCUUGGGUCUUUCGUUGCUCGUGAGCUUAUUGUAUCUGAAAAAGUCGCAGCCAGUCUUUUAAAACUUGGCCGGACUGCUCGUUUUGUAAGCCACACUGUCGCUAUAGUAGCUCUGCCGCUAGAUGUCUUGUUUUUUGUAUUAGAUGUAAUUGAUUUGACAGACGGA
Molecule: messenger RNA, 755 nt
Organism: Ruditapes philippinarum (Manila clam)
Lineage: Eukaryota; Metazoa; Mollusca; Bivalvia; Venerida; Veneridae
Exons: 2
Coding region: 154-468 (104 amino acids)
Biological process (GO): lipoprotein metabolic process; lipid transport
Cellular component (GO): membrane; extracellular region
Molecular function (GO): lipid binding
Source: RefSeq, a predicted model, not a curated record